UCGAACGCUUAGCCCAUCAACGAUUACAACUUCUCUCUUUCUCUUUCUCUUUCGUUUUCUCUCUCUUUUUGCUCGCGCUGCGAAGCGAAGAUUCGACGAGGGAGGGGAGUUCCAGUUUCUCUCUCUAGGGUUUCUAAUCGAGAAAAUCAACGGCGCUGUUGCGAGAUCCAGGUUUCGAAAUUGAGAUUCUUGUGGGGCUGAUUUAGGGUUUUAGCCGCAUUUCGUUCUUCCUAUCUUCGUUGGAUCCGAUCUCAUUUCUAAAGGGUUAUGCUCAAAACGAGCUUAGAUUAAUUUUUGAAUUGAUUUUUCUCUUGUAAGUAAUGAUUCUUUCUUAUUUUCUUGAAUAGCCAAUUCGUUUCAAUUAUUAGUUCGAAAACGAGGGAAAAAGAAGUUAAAUUUUUGAGCGGCAAACAAAGGGAAGAAAGAAUUUUAGGGUUUCUCGAGGUGGCUUCGAUUGAGGACUUAUCAAGAAAGAUCAUAAUUUUGUGUUUCCUUUGUGAGAUAUUGAUUGGUGUUUUUAUUAGGUUUAUAAUUGAACAUUCUACUAUUUGACGAAUGUGAAGCCUAAGAUUUGAGAUUGGUGUUUGGUUGGAGUGUAAAGGACAGUUUGGUUAGGUUGAAAAUUUCCAAUUUUCCCAUUUGAAUGCUUUUGAGGAGUAAGGAACUGCCCAUUUGUGAACUUUUGAAAGAAUUUGAAUAAAUACAUAAGAAGUUAACAUUUGGAAUUCGAGGUUAUAACAAACGAAUUCAGACUGGGCUUUGAUAGAAUAAACAGUGGAAGGUUAUAAGUAUUACUGGGUUGGUUGAUAUGUGCAGUCAUUGGAAGUUAAUCUUAUGGCACCAGCUAUUCCUAUAGAAUACACAGGACAGAAGGAAUACAGAAAGUGUUCAUUUUCACAAUUGAUGCGGAAGUCUAGAGAGCAUUUUAAGGGAGGGAAUUCUUCUGGUUUUUUCCCUGGUUACCAGCAUGUCAUUGAGACCAUGGGUGAAUCAGAGGGCUUUGGGAGCUCUGGACGGGUUGAUACAGAGAUGACAGCAUCAGAGGAUUCAUAUGCACCUAAAAGGAAAUGUAUAAGUUUGAAUUCCGAUAGUCAUGAUAAUUUUGGUGUCCCCACACAAGUAUUGCCAUUGUCUAAGAUGUCACGACCUGAGAGAAAGGAUUUGGAAUUGAGAUUAAAAAUGGAGCUUGAACAGGUUCGAGUGCUACAGAAGAAAGUUGCUUCUUUGGGCUCAUCUGUGGGAUCCAGUUUUGUUGUUUUAUCACCGUCUACUGAUAACAGGAGUUGCAGUGAUGGGAAGAAGAGGCCUCCACUUGAGAAUUUUAACCGGUCGGUAGAAGUAUUGAGUUUGCAAGCGAAGAAACGGCCUCUUGGAGGACGUAAUGGAGCCCGCCCAAAAAAGAGCACAUCCACUCGUCUUGAACAGAAACCAACUGUGGCAGUGAAUAAUUCAAAUACUUAUUUGAUGAAGCAGUGUGAGACUUUGCUUAACCGUUUGAUGCAACAUAAUUAUGGUUGGGUUUUUAACAACCCUGUUGAUGCUGUAAAGUUGAACAUUCCGGAUUAUUUCACUGUCAUUAAGCACCCUAUGGAUUUGGGCACUGUGAAGAAGAAGAUAGCUUCAGGGCAGUAUUCGAGUCCAUCAGACUUUGCUGUUGAUGUUCGCCUUACAUUCUCAAAUGCAAUGACAUAUAACCCACCUGGAAAUGAUGUACACUGCAUGGCCGAGACACUAAGUAAAUAUUUUGAAGUAAGAUGGAAAGCAAUAGAAAAGAAGCUUCCCGUAACCAUGCAUGUUGAUGCUGUGCCUAUAGAAGUUGAAACAAAUAGUGACAUUUUACCUUUGAAAAAGAACAAAAUAAACCCGAAAGACACUAUGGUUGGGCCAGAGCCCGUUAGACAGAUCAUGACCAAUCAGCAAAAGCAGUAUUUGAGCACAGAAUUAGAGUCUUUGUUGGGUGAAUUGCCCGAAAACAUUGUUGACUUCCUUAAAGAACAUAGUUCUACCGAAGGUCAAAUGAGUGAGGAUGAGAUUGAGAUUGAUAUUGAUGCUCUCAGUGAUGAAACCUUGUUCAAAUUGCGAAAACUUUUGGAUGAUUAUUUGCUGGAGAAGCAGAAAAACCAGGCAAAAGCUGAGCCCUGUGAAAUGGAGUUUCUUAAUGAGUCAGGGUUUAGCAACUCAUCCAUGCAGCCAUGUAAAGGUAAUGAUCAAGUUGAUGAGGUCGUAGAUAUAGUUGGUGGCAAUGAUCCUUCCACUUCUGGCUACCCUCCUGUAGAAAUAGAGAAGGAUUUAACCCAUAGAAACAGUAGAUGCCGUAGUUCCAGUAGCUCCAGCAGUGAAUCAGGUUCUUCUUCUAGUGAUUCAGAUUCUGGUAGUGAAUCAGAUGCUGCUAAAGCUUCACUUCCUGUUAGUUCUAUGAAGGAAAAUUUGGAUUCAGGAACAAAUGUGGACUUAAAGAACGGCAGUUUAGCUGUUUUUGAUGAUGCAAAUCAGUCUUUAAACGAGUUCGGUCAAGUUGAGUUGAACUCUCAUGAUAAGCCUAGUGCUGUUGAGGUAGAAGGCCACCAAGAGGAGGAUAGUGCUCCAUCUGAGAGGCAAGUCUCCCCUGAAAAGCUCUAUCGUGCAGCUUUUUUGAGGAAUCGUUUUGCUGACACCAUACUUAAAGCUCGAGAAAAGGCACUUGAAAAGGGUGAGAAGGGUGAUCCGGAGAAACUGCGGAUGGAGAGGGAGGAACUUGAAAGGCGGCAGAGAGAAGAAAAGGCACGGUUGCAAGCAGCGGCCAAGGCUGCUGAAGAGGCUAGGAGAAAAGCUGAAGCAGACGCUGCUGCUGAAGCCAAAAGGAAGAGGGAGGAGGACAGAGAAGCUGCACGUCAGGCACUUUUAAAGGUAAAUUGGGAUAUCAUUUUUAUGUGGCAGAAGUGGUGUGCCAUUGUCUUAAUGCUACUAAAAAGUUUAUGCUCUUUGCAGAUGGAGAAGACGGUGGAUAUCAAUGAGAACAGUCAAUUUAUGGAAGAUCUGGAAAUGCUUAGGACCACCGACGACGAAAAUUUGCCCAAUUUUAUUGAGGAGACAAGCCCAGGUCAUUCUCAAAAUGGGUUAGGAAGUUUCAAACUCCAGGGGAGAAGUAAUCCCCUCGAACAACUAGGAUUAUACAUGAAGGCAGAUGAUGAAUAUGAAGAAGAUGAACCUCCCCAAAGUGCUCCGGAGCCAGUAAAUGAUGUAGAGGAAGGAGAAAUUGAUUGAUUGUUUUCACCAUGUGCUUGUCGAGUGAAAUUUAUGUGCGGUUGUGCGAAAUUUUGCAUGAUCGGACAUCGAGCACUGUAUGUUGCUCCCUUUUGUCACCAUAAGCAAUCCAUCGGAAGAAAUGUAAGUGAUAGAACAGUUCCAAAUUUUUUAGUGGACUUAUUUGUUUUUGUUCGCUUAGUAGGUUUGCUUUGGGUUAAGUGGGCUUUAUUUUCUCAUGGGCUAACUCCUGGGUUUAUGAAGCUUGUAUAUAUAGGAAUUAUUUUUUAUGUUUGGAGAUUAGAUUUGUAUUAAUUACAUCUUUGAUGCUGAUAAUUUUCAGUUUAUACAACUGAGAUGUCAAACC
Molecule: messenger RNA, 3589 nt
Organism: Durio zibethinus
Lineage: Eukaryota; Viridiplantae; Streptophyta; Magnoliopsida; Malvales; Malvaceae
Source: RefSeq, a predicted model, not a curated record